CAUUAUGGAUCAAAAAAUAAAUCAAAAACACUUUAAAACAUUACAAACGGAUCUUAAUUAAGAAGUUUUGGCCUUGGUCCUUAGAGCAACGUGGCAGCAGCCGAUUGGGUAUCGAAAUCACUCUAAACCGCCGUCGCUCUCGUCCCACCCUCUGCUGCGUCCUCUCCGUCACUCCCCAAUCGACAAAUCCCCCUCCCCAAUCGACAAAUCCCCCACAGAAAUCUCAGACUUUUCGGCUGCCCUGAUGGAGUUUUGAGUGGAAAUAUCCUCACUUUCAUCUGUUUUUUUCUUUCAGGUAAUAAAAGAAGCUUCGAUGAUCUCGAAGACGAUGAAGAUGACAUCUUCGGAUCCAAAAAGGGUCGUACCAAAGUGGAAGAAACUAGGAUGAUUUUGUCACUCCGAGACAGGUUUUUUCUAUCCAUCAUUCAAAUCAGUAAAGAGCAAAAAGAAAAGAGAAGAGAAGAGUGUUUAGUUAUAUAAUGAGCUUGAAUCAGCGAAAACUGAGAUUGAUAAGUGGAAGACAAUGUUUCAGAACGAGUCCUUUGUGCCGGCUGGAAAAUCUCCUGGUUAGCCUCUUCUCUACUCAGUGUAGUUGGUACUGGCAUCAUCGUAAGACAUAUCAUACCACACAUUGCCUUUCCCAACGAUGGAUUUGUUGUGUGCAUCCUUCGUUCUUUCUUGCUUGCUAGUCUCUGAGUUCUUUGGCUCUCCUCAGUAGUCGUACUGGUACAAUGCACUUGUUGGAUCGUAUUGGUCUUUCUCAACGAUAAUCUGCAUUUUUGCUGAUUCAAGCUCAUUCUUGCUCCUCAGUAGUCAUACUGGUACAAUGCAGUAGUCAUUCUCUAGGUUUUUUAUUUACUAAGAAACACCAUAAAGUCUCAGCAAUAAUCUGCAUUUUUGCUAAUGACUCUUAACAUUGUUUCUUAACUUAAAAAUAAUAAUAAAAAAAUCUAAGAACUCUAAAAUUUGUUCCUAGCAAUAAUGUUGCUCUUAGUUUCAUAGAACAACUAAAGGAAAUAUAUUUUUAAGAACAGAAAGACAUAUGCGAAUGUUUUUGUAUAUAUAUACAUAAUAAGGGAAACAUAGAUUUUUACUAAUAUAAAUUGAGUACAUAUUUGUAAAGAGCACAAACAAAUUCGGAAAAAACUCGAAACAACUGCGUUUAAUAAAAACUUGGGUGGAAGGCUACUCCUUUUAUAUUAAUGGACGGCACGAUUAGGGUUUCUUAAUUGUCCAUUAAGAACGUUAGUUUCUAUUCAUAAUUCAUGUCUCUAAUUCUCAGCCGGCUGUCGAAGCUCCGUCUUGGGAAAUCUCGAAGAUCAACUCUUCCUCUACUUCUCUCUAAUGGAUUCUCUUCUUCCUUGAGGAAAAAGCAAACCCCUCCUUGUUUAAUCUUCGCUACGCCUUGUGAACCUUAUGAAGCCUUUCUAGGAAAACUCGUCAGAUACAACGUUAAUGAUAAAACCACUACUGAUUUGGAAAAGAAGGUGCAUAUGGAGUUGGUGUAUAAUGAUCUAUUUGGUACAGUGGUAACGAUAGGGGCAGCUAAUGGAUGGGUAGCUACUUUGAAUGGCAUGGACGGAGUCCUGCGUCUCCAAGAUGAUCUAAACCCUUAUGCAUCGUAUACAGAUCCUAGACGCAUCCCUCUGCCUCCUCUUGUGACUCUCCCACGUUGCCAAACCCAGAUCGUCACCAACGUGUCAAUGUCCUCAUCUUCUCCAGAUGAUGAUGAAGACUGUGUUGUGGCUGUCAAGUUCUUGGGACCUCAGCUCAGUUUUUGCAGACCAGCUCAUAGUAGAUACGAGUGGGUCAACAUCAGGAUCGAUAACCCAUGCUUCUUCUCUUCUCGUGUUGUUUUUUCCAAGAAAGAGGGCAUGUUUCGCAUUCUCGGAGCUGGAGGCCAUCUCCUGGGAUCAUGGGAUCUCCAGAAUCACAAACACAAGAUUCAGAGGUUGCGUUUUAAAAACAUUCCUGAGUUAACCAAGACCACAAACGAGCUCAUGGAUUCGUGCUUCACGUACGAGCACUUGGUGGAGUCGGUAACCACCGGCGAAACUUUCAUUGUCAAGCAAUACAAGAAGACUAGCGAGAUAGACAAAGGUGUUGCCAAAAUGAAAACAGAAAAUUUAACGGUGUUCAAGCUAGACGGUGAAGGACACGCGGUUCACACUCGAGACAUUGGAGGUCUUGUCAUUUUCCUCUCAAUGUCUGAACCUUUUUGUGUCCCGGCUAUCUCUUUUCCUAACCUGUUCACUAACAGCGUCCAAAGCUUGGAUUCAUGCGAAAAUGCAUUUGUCGAUCUAGCUGACUACCACGUUGUUGCAACUAGUUUUCCAAACGUGGCCCCUUAUUUUAUUCCACCACAAAAUAUAGACUAGUAAGUGUUACAAGUUAUUACAUGCAUCCACGAUUAAAAGUUUUUAUAUAUUAGUAUCCACAAGCAAAUUCUGUUGUUACAAGUUGGUGUCAUAAUAGAUCAUAGCUUGUUUUUGUUGCUCCAGUUUUGAAGUUGCAACCAAGAUAAAUAGUGUUUCUUUAUUGCAUUUGUCCCUUCAAUAUUACAUAAAUUAAUCGUUUUUCUUUGUGUUUAACUCACUGUGAAUUUAUUUUCACAAGCGUAAUCAACUUCUUAAUUUUAUAGUC
This is a messenger RNA of Raphanus sativus (radish), 2643 nucleotides long. RefSeq lists its product as uncharacterized. Bases 1266 to 2378 code for a protein of 370 amino acids. The record is from RefSeq and is a predicted model, not a curated record. NCBI's taxonomy places the organism in Eukaryota, Viridiplantae, Streptophyta, Magnoliopsida, Brassicales, Brassicaceae. The transcript has 3 exons.